GAGUAACUAUUUCAACGCCGAAAAAAAAAAAAAAAAAAAAAAAAAACUCCUACGGUAAGGACAGAGGAAAUGAAGCCACAUCUUGACAUCAACUUCAUCGUCCUGCUGCCAUCUGCAGUUCUGCCAACAGCCCGGCGCUGGGCCCGGAAACGCCAGAAACAGGUCAAAACAACUGCGCUGAUGACUAUGGCCUGGCUCAUCUGUGCCAUCAACGACACUGGUGGCUGCGAUCGUCUCCAACGGAAACAUCGCCUCCACAGAGAUCGCUCUGCGGCGAGAAACCGUCUCCAACACGGGCACUACUACACGAUAUGUUCGUGGACCAUUCGACAAACAUGGAAGUCUCGCUUCCUGCUUCCGUCCCAGGACCAUCACAGCAGGCAUAUAAUGCCAGUGCAACGGAAUAGCAGGCAUAUUAUAGCACAGCGGUUUUGGAUGGUCGCACCCAUCUGCUUUGCGGGUGGCAUCUCCACUGCCCAGAAGCAGGCAAAGGCAAGCCUAAGCGACAGGUGCCGCGCUGCAGCGCGACGUUCUCCAUCUGUAGCUCCACCUCCUCGACUCCGCAGCAAUUGCCCGUAAGAGAAAGGAUAAGCCCCAGCUGAUGCUGCCGAUCCGGUUUGGCUCCGAUACCUCCAACCGACCCCAGGUUUUCUUUUCUGAUGAGCUGCCAGCGGUGACCAGCACUCCAUCAGCACCAUGGCUCCAUGUGGUGCUUGGGGCCCCUUUUCGGGGGAGACUCUGGCCCCUGCAACCACUGCCAAGCGCUAUCGACAGGGAUGAUAACAGUUUACAGAACCGCCAAUGCCUUCUCCGCAGCUUCUAGCGCCCCCAAUGGUCCAGUCCGAGG
Messenger RNA from Parathielavia appendiculata, 847 nucleotides. RefSeq lists its product as uncharacterized. The transcript has a single exon. NCBI's taxonomy places the organism in Eukaryota, Fungi, Ascomycota, Sordariomycetes, Sordariales, Chaetomiaceae. The record is from RefSeq and is a predicted model, not a curated record. Bases 70 to 579 code for a protein of 169 amino acids.